Molecule: messenger RNA, 1947 nt
Organism: Brassica napus (rape)
Lineage: Eukaryota; Viridiplantae; Streptophyta; Magnoliopsida; Brassicales; Brassicaceae
Product: monodehydroascorbate reductase 2-like
Exons: 9
Coding region: 499-1842 (447 amino acids)
Cellular component (GO): cytoplasm
Molecular function (GO): flavin adenine dinucleotide binding; oxidoreductase activity, acting on NAD(P)H
Source: RefSeq, a predicted model, not a curated record
UUUGUGUAAAUAUAUUUAUAUGACAUACAUAUUUCUUAUACAAUUAUUUAGAAUUUUAGAUAAAUUUAAGAUCCAAGCUUCUGUAAUGUUAAUUACAUAUGAUGUGACUUAUUGUAGAUGGUGAAGUUUUUAUGGAAAGUGAGAACAAUCUAUUUAUCUUCUUUGAAAUAUGCAUCCUCUUUUUAACAAACGUGGAAAUUGAAAUAUAAAUGUGAAAAAUUAAUUAAAAUGCAUUAUCCAUUAAUCCAUAGAAUAAGAAUCUUUUGGGGACCGGGAAGAGAUCGUUGACACGGUGUAAUUAGAUUGUUUAUAGGGCAAACAAGUUCAACGGCCACGAAUGGUCAACUUUUCAUCACGAACAUGAUGUCUCCAUUGAGCGGGUAAUCUAACGGUCCAAAGUUAAAACUUAACUCGUGCUCCAUCGGCUCCUCUAUAUAAACCUCUGCUCAAAUACUCUCUCCUCUGAAGAGAAAAACUGUCUAAAGAAGUUUUCAUUCAAUGGCGGAAGAGAAGAGCUUCAAGUACGUUAUCUCAGGAGCUGAUAUAUCUGCCGGUUAUGCGGCCAGAGAAUUUGCCAGGCAGGGCCUGAAGCAUGGUGAACUAGCAAUUAUAUCCAAUGAACCAGCAAGUAACAAAAUAUUUGGACUUGGAGAUAUUGACAUAGAGACCAAUACUAAUCUUUCAAAGAACUACAUAUGUGGUGGUCCUGGUGGAACUGGGGAAGAGAGUCAAAGCCAUCAAUGGUACAAAGACAAAGGUAUCGAAUUGAUUCUAAGCACAGAGAUCAUCAAAGCAGAUCUUUCCACGAAGAGUUUUUUCAGUACUGGUGGAACAAUCUUCAAAUACCAAACUUUGAUAGUUGCAACUGGCUCUACCUGUGUAAGAUUGUCAGAAUGUGGUUUCCAAGAUACAAACGCUAAGAAUAUCUUCUACCUUAGAGAUAUCAAGGAUGUUGAUCAGCUCGCGUUGACAAUGGAAACAAAGAAGAAGAGAACGGUCGUGGUUAUUGGCGGCGGAUACAGAGGAUUUGAAGUCAGUGCUUCACUAACGGUUAACAACUAUGAGGUCACCAUGGUUUUUCCAGAACCUUGGAUUAUGCAUUGGCUUUUCAGCGCUGAGAUCGCUUCUUUCUACGAAGGUUACUAUGCUAACAAGGGAAUAAAGAUCAUCAAGAGUACUAAAGCCACUGGAUUCAGUACCAACUCAAACGGGGAGGUAACAGAAGUGAAACUAGAUGAUGGUAGAACCCUAGAAGCUGACGUGGUGCUCCUUGAUGGUGGUGGUAGACCGAUGACAUCACUUUUCAGAGGUCAGGUAGUAGAGGAGAAGGGUGGACUAAAGACUGAUGGAUUCUUCAAAACAAGCGUAUCCAAUGUAUACGCCAUUGGAGAUGUAGCUACAUUCCCUAUGAAACUCUAUGGCGACAUGAGACGAGUAGAACACGUUAACCAUGCUUUCAAAUCCGCUGAACAUGCAGUCAAGGCAAUCAAGGCAGCAGAGGAAGGGAGAUCGAUUCAAGAGUAUGAUUAUCUUCCUUUCUACAACUCUCGAGCCUUUGAUCUCUCUUGGCAGUUUUAUGGAGACAACGUUGGACAAUCUGUACUAUUUGGAGACAACGAUCCAAAAUCUCCAAAGGCAAAGUUUGGGACUUAUUGGGUUAAAGAUGGGAAAGUGGUGGGAGCAUUUCUAGAAGGAGGAGUUGAGGAAGAGAACAAGGCCAUUGCUAGAGUGGCACGGACACAACCUUCAGUUGGUAGCCUUGAGGUGUUGUCCAAUGUUGGAGAGUUGCUUAUUGGAUCAAGAGUUAAUAGAAAUAGGGUCUUAGUUUCAUGCCAUAUUUAAUAACAUAUAUGCUUAUUUAAGAGUUACAAAAAAAAAAGUUUCUUCAAGAGUAUUAAUACUCUUGUUUGAUCAUACAAUAUCUAAGGAUGUCUAGUUUAAUAUAUA